CUGCUGUAUGAUGACGCAAUUAUACAAGCACCUUGUAUGCUAGCACCUGCGCUGUCCGUGAACGCUAUUGGCAUUGCAGUGUUUUAAGUUUACUCUGGAAAGCAAGCUCUCGCCUCGUGGAUGAACCCCGACCGGCAUGGUCCGGUGGAGGUCGCUUGAUAUUAGCGCAUUAAUAGGACCGGCCGCGACCGAAGGCGCUGCACGCGCAUAGGGAUGACCUUUUUGCUUGGCUCGAACUUACGGGGCUGCCAGUCAUCUUCUGCGGGAAGAUCAGCUUUACUAGUCCAGCUACCGGCACUUCGAAGCGCUGCUCGACGAGGAGUAGUGCGUUGUAGGGCAAUGGCCUCGACGGGAGGACCCUCGGAAGCACGGCCUGGCGCGUCCGCUGCUGUAUCCACUAGCUGUAUCACUAGCAAGAUCAAGCGCACACCCGUUAUUCUUAAUCCUCCUCGGCAACCUCCGGGAGCGCACUUCCGGGUGCUCCAGUGGAACGUGCUCGCGGACGGACUGGCGCAAAAUGGAGACUUCUGCAGGGUACACCCCGACCACCUCAAAUGGGAGUACCGAAAGCCGCUGCUGAUCCAGGAGAUCAUGGAGGCGAACGCAGAUAUCAUCUGUCUUCAGGAGCUCAACCAUUUUGAGGACCUAAGCCAGGUGCUGAAGGAGCUGGGGUACGAGGGCGCGUUCCGGGAAAAGCACGCCUCGCCUGCGCUCAAGUACGAAUUCCCACCGGACGGCAUGGCGGUCUUCUACCGCAGCGGCCGCUUCACCUGCAGUGCAGGCGCUGUGGAGGGCCGUUCCUUCCAGGACGAUAGCACGGGCCGGGAGCAGUCGCAGGGCUACCUGCAGAUCCUGCUUCAUGACCUGGUGGUUGGGCGCGACCUGCUGGUGGUCACCACGCACCUCAAAGCCAAGGACGGGGCGGAGUGCGAGGACAUGCGCUACCAGCAGGCAAAGCAGCUGUUGCGCAACGUCUCGGGCACGCUAGAGCGCCUGGAGAAGGCGGCUCAGGAGGCAUCCGUGGCGGCCGGUGGGAACGGCGGCGCUGGAAGCGCCGCGCAUGCUGGCGGCAACGGUGGCAGCGGCAGCAGCAAAGCCGGUGGCAACGGCAGCGCUAGCAACGGGGCGGGCCGGAAUGGCAGUGGCAGCGGGCACCACGCGGCUGGUGGGGCAGCGGUGGCGGCGGAGCACCGGGUGCCUGUGGUGGUGACCGGCGACUUCAACACACUGCCGGGGUCAAAGACGUGUACGGCGUUCCGGGAGCACCCACUGGGGCUCAUGUCGCUGUGGGAGCAGCGCCCCAUCGACGCCACGCUCAGCAGCGGCAGCGACAUGGACGUCCCACCGCCGCCGCUACCCACACCUGCUGCCGCGGGCUCCAACGGGUCCAACGGUGCGGCCGCGGCAGCCGCCGCCGGGGCGGGGCCGUCUCGGUCUUCGGAGUUCAGCACGUGGAAGUUCCGCGUCAAGGGCGAGUCUAAGCGCAUCAGCGAUUACAUCUACUUCAGUGGCGGCGGCCCGCUGCGGCCGCUGCAGCGCUGGCGCAUGCUGACGGAGGAGGAGAUCGGGCCCACGGCGCUGCCAUCGCCGGCCUACGCCAGUGACCACGUGUCGCUAUGCUGCGAGUUUGAGUGGGACGUGGACGCGGACCUGGAGUGGGCGCCUAGGAGCCAGGAGCAGGACUGGGGAUGAGCGGCAGCAGCAGUCACAGCAGCAGCAGCAGCAGCAGCAGCAGCAGCAGCAGCAGCAGCAGCAAGCCCGGUGAGGCCAGAGCCGUCACGUCUAUGUAUGGGCGUGGCAGCGUUGGGUGGGUAGCUGUAUGCGAGCAUGUGGAAGUAAGGUGGCGCAAACAAGCGCUAUGGAGGGCGUCGCAGCCCGCAUGGCAUUGGGUGCCGUUGUGGGGCUGGUGUUGGGCGGCGUGAUCCUGCUGCCGCCGAGCGCAGCGUGCAUUGGUGUGAGCAGGUGCCUGUGGAUGUGUUUGGAAGGACAACGGCCUCUGCUGGCUGUGGUAUGCGGCAGUGGCGAGAUUGUGUGGAUAUUUCGAGCGACUAGCUCGCAAUGCGGUCAGGGCAGGCGACAGGUGUAGCCCGGCAGGGCGUGUAAAACAUUUUUCCCUUGACGCUUUUGUGCGGGUGCUAAGCAUCCGUUUUGAACAGUCGCCACGGUGUACGUGUUGUGUGUGUGUGUGUGUGCACCUGCAUACUGUUGGCCUUGCUGCUCUGUAUGUUGGCGUCGCCAAAUCUUUUCAACCAACCUCGGAUACAUCUAGGAGGUGAGGCUUCCUAGUGGCGCUCGGUCACAGGCUGGAUGGCAUGGGCCAUGUGCUGUGGGCUCAACCUCCCUUCCCUUGUCGAACUUAGGCGGAACUUAAGAAGGAGGAGCAGUAGGAGGAGGACUAGGGCUCUUGGUCUACCUCAUAGCCAAGUUCGACGCGCCAUCACCUUGUUCGCAAUGUGGCGCGCGUUGUUUGCGUUUGAGUGGAGCGUUAUGUUUGCAUCCUGGCAUGUAAGGCCGGAUAGGUACUGCAGAACUCCAGCUUGUUUCUUACCGGCUGGCCGCGUGUCAUGGUUAUGUGAGGUGGCUGCUAAGAGUUGUAGGGUUCGCAGUCCGCACCAUGCGCUCAAGGCGUUUUUGCAGGUUUUGCGGAGGGAAAGAAACCGUGAUCAUGGCUGGUUCUGCAAGUUGUCGUUCACGCGAUCCGUGCCCAAGCGGGCUGAUGAGUUGCAUACUUUCAUGGUUACAUGUACGAUAAGAGUUUACGGGUUCAUAGUCCGCUGACGACGGCUGUAAGGCUGAUGUAACUGUCAUGCUGCCACGCUUGGGCUCUUUGGAGUCCUGACUGUCCUGAGGUGUUACCCAAGGUGCUGCUGCACGGCGCAUCGCAUGCUGCCGCGCGCCCGCGCCGCCUGCAUAGAUGGGCGGGCUUCUCGGAAUCAUUGACCUGAUGUUACGACUCAGGCAAGCAAUGAAGCAAGGCUGUCUGCACUAGUCAAUCGUGACUUCUGCUUCAGCUUGCAGGCGGUUAAAAAGGUUCAUACGUUGCUAUCGUAACAAGGAGGUGGCUGCCUUAGGGAGGCAGGAAAAGGGCUGAGCCCUCCCCUCCCGGGUCGUUAUCAACCCAGCCACCUUGACGCGGGCGCCUACUAAGCACACGCAAAUUGCACACGCCUCUAUGUUGGGGGCCUUUGGCAUCCCCGCAAAUCCGGACGUGGCCGGUUGGGUGGAGUGCACAGUCCGUGCUAACCCGCAGCUAACAAACUAGUCACGU
Chlamydomonas reinhardtii is the source of this 3268-nucleotide messenger RNA. RefSeq lists its product as uncharacterized. The coding region runs from base 340 to 1692 and encodes 450 amino acids. The record is from RefSeq and is a predicted model, not a curated record. Gene Ontology annotation, molecular function: 3'-5'-RNA exonuclease activity. Lineage: Eukaryota; Viridiplantae; Chlorophyta; Chlorophyceae; Chlamydomonadales; Chlamydomonadaceae. The transcript has 6 exons.